AUGAAGUUGGCUAUUCGUGUUUUUGUAGUGGUUUUGUUGUUUUAUGGCACUUCCGCCGAUCUUUCCUACACCGACCGUGAAUGUGGCACCGAUUUGACGAACCUCUGGCUAGAUGUCGUUGCAGUUGUGGAUAACUCGUUCGGAAUGACUAAUGAAGGGUUGGAUACUGUCGCUGCCCACAUUGCUAGCGUAUUCAGUGGUGGCACACGGAUCGGCACUCAGUCUUCGGAACCACGGACUACGCGAGUUGGAUUAGUGACUUAUAAUGUGAAUGCUCAGCAGAAUGCGGAUUUGAACAAGUUUCAGUCUCUGGACGAUCUUUAUAACAAUGUAUUCGCUGACUUGAAAACAGUUAGCACCUCGGCUCAAUCAUUCCUCUCAACUGGUCUCGCUGCCGCGGAGAGUCUCUUCGAUUACGAAAAUUUCGGCACCUCUCGCAGUCAUUAUAAGAAAGUUGUCAUAGUCUACGCAUCGACUUACGUGGGAGAGGGGGAGAUGGAUCCGUUGCCAGUGGCUAUCCGACUAAAGACAUCUGGAGUCAAUAUCAUCACGAUGGCUUACGUUCAGAACGGUGAUGGAUUUAUGUUGAAGCAGUUGGCAGAAAUCGCGAGUCCACGGUUUAAUUUUAGUAGCACUGAUAAUAAUGGGAACACAGUUGGACAGGUGCAAUCAGCUAUGGCGGAAACCAACUGUUUCUGCCCGUCCGAUUGGAUACAAUACCGUCAAAACUACACCGACUACAACUCCUACCGCUACGGUGUCUGUCUCCAAGCAGUUAGCUUAGCCGCCAACUGGCGUGCUGCCAAGAUGGCAUGUGCCAACAGAUGGACCAACUCGUACCUGGUCAACGAGUACAACCAACAGAAACAUGAUUACGUGCUGAACGUAGUGCAGAACUCCUCAGGAUUCUUCCAACCGUAUUCUUAUCAUAACGGGUUGAAUUUGGUGGGCGGAGUCUGGAAAUGGGAUCAACCGUCUGGAUGGCCACAACCUGCUCUUAAGAAUUGGUAUAACUGGGAUCCGGGGUACCCGAUCACCUCAUCCUCCCUGACUGCUGUGCUAAAUCAACAGAAUAAUGAGGAAGUGGCCACUGGAUGGCAGAAUAUUGACUUUUAUAAGACUGCAGUUAAUUAUGUUUCAUGUUCCGCCGACUACUCAGCUCUGUCCUAUGUGGACCGCCCAUGUGGUACCGAUCUCUCGAAUCUUUGGUUAGAUGUCGUUGCAGUUGUGGAUAACUCUCAAAGAAUGAACACCAACAGAUUGAAUACUGUGGCUUCCAACAUUUUGAGCGUUUUCAUGUCCGGAACUCGAAUUGGAUCUGAUGCGAACGAGCCCAGAACCACUCGACUUGGAUUAGUCACCUAUAACAAUGUCGCCACUCAGAAUGCAGAUCUCAACCAAUACCAAUCGAUUGGUGACGCAUACAACGGGAUAUUCGUUGCUCUCUUAAGUACUGUGGACACUUCUGAAUCAUAUUUAGCCACAGGACUCACUUUGGCGGAGAAAAUGUUUAAUGAUCAGAGUGUCAACACUACUCGUGCCCAUUAUAGAAGAGUAGUGAUCUUAUAUGCUUCGGAAUACAAGGGAGCAGGAGAGUUGGACCCAUUACCUGUUGCAAAUCGAUUGAAACUAUCUGGUGUCAAUAUAAUCACAGUGGCUUAUCAACAAUCGGGCGAUGAUGGACUUUUGAAAGGUCUUUCCCAGAUUGCAAGUCCUGGAUUCUCCUUUGUUAAUGAUAACGGUCAAGGAGGAAAUCUCGUUCAAAAAAUUCAAAGAUCACUGUUGCGGUCCAACUGUUUUUGCCCGAGCGACUGGAUCCAAUACCGCAAAUCAUACUCUGAUCCCGCCUCCUUCGGCUACGGUGUGUGUAUCCAAGCCGUCCCUAUUCCAGCUAGCUGGCUUGCUGCAAAAUUGAGUUGCAGUAACAAACGGAUCAAUUCCAAUCUAGCUUCUGAAUUCAACCAAGCUAAACAUGACUUCAUUUUCAAUCUCGCUCAAAACACUACAGGAUUCUCGCCGCCCUAUCAGUACCAUAUCGGAUUGAAUUAUGUCUCUUCUGGAUCCUGGGUAUGGACUCAACCAACGGAACGCCAACAGGUUCCACUUCAAGAACCCUUCAUGUGGCUUCCAGGAUAUCCUAAACCGGCGUCUACUCAAUUUGCGGUGAUGAACCAGCAGAGUGGGCAAAGAACCGGGUGGCAGAAUAUUGCCACGAUGACUGGCAGUUAUAAUUAUGUCUGUGAGACCUACUCGUGUGAUACUGAUAACUAUUGUGAUGCUUGA
Messenger RNA from Caenorhabditis remanei, 2283 nucleotides. RefSeq lists its product as uncharacterized. The transcript has 7 exons. Lineage: Eukaryota; Metazoa; Nematoda; Chromadorea; Rhabditida; Rhabditidae. Bases 1 to 2283 code for a protein of 760 amino acids. The record is from RefSeq and is a predicted model, not a curated record. Gene Ontology annotation, biological process: innate immune response.